This is a messenger RNA of Eruca vesicaria subsp. sativa (arugula), 852 nucleotides long. The record is from the annotation of a GenBank genome assembly. Lineage: Eukaryota; Viridiplantae; Streptophyta; Magnoliopsida; Brassicales; Brassicaceae.
AUGACAAUACUACCCUUAAAUUAUAUUGUUUUAAUUAUUAAUUCGGUUACCCGUCGUAACCUCCUCCUCUUCACCACAAUCGCCACCGUAUCCCCUUCCCCUCAGAUUCCUUCCCCAGACGUAACAAUCACCGAUCGUGUCUUCCUCGAUUUCUCCCUAUGUCCCACUUACUUCCGCUCCGAUCCCUCCGCCACACUCUCCUCCACCACACCUUGCUCCUCCGACGCCAUUCCUAGUGGCCGCGUCGUUCUCGGACUAUACGGCCGUCAUGUUCCCCUCACUGUCUCCACUUUCAAACUCAUGUGCACUUCCCCUUCUACCUCUUACAAAAACACUCCCAUCCACAAAAUCUUCCCCGGCCAGUUUUUCCUCGCCGGAAGACAGAGACUACAGCGAGACACGACGGAGGUUGGUCCUCUCCUGAAGAAUUUGCCUCGAAACACCGAUGUUGUUAAUUCCAAGUCUUUCCUUAUCCCUCAUGCUCGUCCUGGACUAGUCUCUCUCUGCUUAUCUGAAAACGACGAUGAUGAUGAAACCAGACUCGAUCAUGAGUACAGGAUUGUCGAGUUCUUGAUCACUACAGGACCUGGUCCUUGUCCGCAGCUUGAUGGUGGCAACAUUGUCUUUGGAACUGUGCUUGAAGGGUUAGAUGUGGUGACGAGUAUAGCUGCAGUGCCACCGUUUAAGCCGUCAGAGAAUAUUCGACAGUUCAACGAUUUUGCAGAGUUUCUGGGAGAUGAAAGAUCUCAGAACGCAAGAUCAUUGUGGAACAUACCUCUCAAGACUGUUUUCAUUAGUGACUGUGGUGAGCUUAAGGUCACUAAGCCUUCUCUCUCUCCAUCUCUGCCUUGA